Messenger RNA from Microthlaspi erraticum, 303 nucleotides. Lineage: Eukaryota; Viridiplantae; Streptophyta; Magnoliopsida; Brassicales; Brassicaceae. The record is from the annotation of a GenBank genome assembly.
AUGGUUGAGGGUGAAUCAAGCAAUGCAAGGGAAAGAAGGCUUAAGAUGCAAGCCGAUUUGAGAGGAUGGAUCAGAGGAUGGAAGAAUCUGAUGCAGAGGGAUAUGUCUACUCUGAGGAGACAGUCUGAGAGUGAGAGAUUGAGGGAAGAAAGGAGAACCAAGAAGAGGAAUGACCCUAUUAGUAGUGAGAGUGAGCAAGGGGAGUUUGAGAUUGGAGUGAACCUUGUUCAAGAGGAGGGAAAUGGUUCUCCAAAUGAAGAAGGAGUGAUGAGACUGAGAGUGAAGAGGAAGGAGAAGAGGUGA